CGGCCCCGCAGCGAAGAUGGCUCAGACAAACCCUCUGCCUGGCCCCAUGGGCCCGUGGAAGAUCACAGCCUACGACCAGGAAAACUUCCAGGGAAAGAAGAUGGAGUUCACCUCGGCCUGCCCCACCAUCAUCGAGUGCGGCUUCGAGAACAUCCGCUCCCUGAAGGUGGAAAGUGGCGCCUGGAUCGGUUAUGAGCACACCAGCUUCUGCGGGCAGCAGUUUAUCUUGGAAAGGGGAGAAUACCCACGGUGGGAUGCCUGGAGUGGGAGCAACGCCUACCACACCGAGCGCCUGAUGUCCUUCCGCCCCAUCUGCUGUGCU
Terrapene triunguis (Three-toed box turtle) is the source of this 322-nucleotide messenger RNA. RefSeq names its product beta-crystallin A3. The record is from RefSeq and is a predicted model, not a curated record. The annotation marks the transcript as partial. Gene Ontology annotation, biological process: lens development in camera-type eye; visual perception. Gene Ontology annotation, molecular function: structural constituent of eye lens. NCBI's taxonomy places the organism in Eukaryota, Metazoa, Chordata, Testudines, Emydidae. The transcript has 3 exons.